AUGGCCUCUCUACAUCACCGGAGCGCUUCGAUGGCUGAUCGUCGUAGUGCUCAUCUUUCCAGUGGACCGGCCAGGGUCAGUUCAACCAGAUCUCGAGAUUAUGACCGACCCUCCGACCGCGACCGAGAUGGAUUCUCUCCUAUAGUAUCAGGUAGCCCGACCGAGCCACGCGACGGCAAUCAUAGACAUUCAAAAAGCGACAACCGCCUGAGCGGCUUGGAACGGCGCAAAGAAAGAACAACCAUCACAACAACCGAUACCGUUUACACCAGAAGAAGUCCCAAGAAAGAUCUCCCGCAUAGCGAGCUCCGUAGGAGCGACACUGAUCGAAGGCGUAGCGCCGGCCCCGCUGUUCUUAAAAAGCCCGUCAAGGAGAACCCUCAAGAGCCAUGGAUUCCAACUGUCCAGCUCGUCCCUCACUCGUCUGCGCCUUUGGCCUCUCGUGUCACAUCGCCACCCAUAGCCCGCGCCGCGCCCCCAGAACUAGAACCCCCGCCCUUGGAAUCAAUGUCUAUGCAGGGACAAGAACAAGCCAUACUGGAUGAUCUCCUGUACGUCUUCAUGGGCUACGAGGGCCAAUACAUCCGCUUCCACGAUAAAUAUAACCCAUCAGAGGAGAAAGACAGACUCAAUGGACCAAUAUUUGAACCAGCGGCAGGCCUUGAUCCAAGUCUGAAAGAUUUGACUAGAUCGAUUCUCACCAUGGCCACCCAUUAUUGUGCCAUGGAGGCUUUCAUCGAGGUUCAGAGUAGAGCAGACUUUGGCGCUGUCAACCAUGCUCUCUGUGCCGCCAUUCGCAAGCUCCUCAAAGACUAUCUCAUCCUCGUUGCCCAACUGGAGAUGAAAGUCUUGAACGACCCAAGUUUCACGCUUCACCAAAUGCACAUUGCUAUCAUCCCAACUGCACAGUCUUUGGCACACUUAUACUCUCUGGCACAAGAACUCCUUAAGAAAAAUUCCCUUCUCGACGAGGACAUUGACAACUCUAUAGAUGAUUUUGAUGCUGACAACAUCAUUGAACGACUCAAAGAGGGGGGGGAUCUUCUUCCCGGCAGCCUCAGCAAGAAGAGGUGUAUAGGUGGCAAUGUCCUUGGCAUGCUGACGACUCGUUUAUCGACGUUUUCGGGCGAUCCUGCGGCCAGAAGUAUCUUGGAGAUGUUGCUGCGAGAGGCAAGCAGGCCAUAUAUGGUCAUGCUCAACGAAUGGCUCCACCAGGGAGGAAUCAGAGAUCACCACUCAGAAUUUCUCAUUGGUGAAAGGGCUAGUAUUAAGCGAGAGCGUCUCGACGAAGAUUACACAGACGAGUAUUGGGAGAAGCGAUACUACAUUCGUGAAAAGGAAAUCCCUCCUCAGCUAGAAGCUGUGAAGGAUAAAGUGCUGUUGGCUGGGAAGUAUCUGAACGUUGUUCGAGAGUGUGGUGGUGUCAAUAUCACCAGCAAGAUCGUCGAUACACCUGCCACUUUUGAUGACCCUCGAUUCAUGGACAACAUCAAUCACGCCUACUCUUUUGCCAAUAAAGAAUUACUUCGCCUGCUCCUCACCAAGAACUCUCUGCGAAGCAGAUUGCGCUCAAUGAAGCAUUAUUUCUUCCUGGACAAGGCUGAGUUCUUCUCUUACUUCUUGGAGUUGAGCUAUUCGGAGCUCCGCAAGAAGUUCAGGGAUGUCAACGUUGGCAAACUACAGUCGCUCUUUGAUCUUGUCCUUCAUCAGCCGGGAAGCAUUGCCGUGGCCGAUCCUUUCAAGGAAGACGUCAAGGUCAAAAUGAACUCUGUUGGACUAACUCAAUGGCUGAUCAAAGUCGUCAAUGUCCAGGGCAUGGACCAGGACAACCCUGAAUCCGUCAUGGAACAGUACAAGACACCGGUUGAAAAGGGCAAAAAGGAAAAGGAAGAAGAAGAGAGAGAGAUUUCUGGACACGGCGCUCUGGAACUGGAUUAUUCGGUUCCAUUUCCACUGUCCCUCAUGAUCAGCCGAAAAACAGUCCAACGGUAUCAGCUCAUCUUUCGGUAUACACUGGCACUCCGCCAUCUGGAAAACCUUUUGGUGGGAUGCUGGUCGAUUCAGAGUAAAGAGCGCAGCUGGAUACAUCGUUCACAGAACCGGAGAAUCGAGUUUUGCAAACGACGCAUUUGGACUCUGCGGUCAAGAAUGUUGGUCUUUGUCCAGCAGAUGCUCUUCUUCGCCACAGCCGAAGUGAUGGAACCCAGUUGGCAGAAGCUCAUGGCGAAAGUUGAUGACACGGAACGUGGCGAGAAAGAGCCAACACCAUCUCCAUCCGGACUGAAUCCUAAGAGGAACCCGACCGUUGAUGAACUGAUGCAAGAUCACGUCGACAUGCUCGAUACCAUCCUCAAAGACCUUGGGCUGACCCAAGCCAAACUCCUACGGGUCAACGCGAAGCUCAUGACCGGGUGCCAGCUAUUUGCCACCUACGUCGAACGCGCAACCAAGGCUCUAUCAGAAGUAGACACCAGCAUGUCGGAAGCGGCGGGCAACAAGAAACCAACCGCCAAUGUGCCAGCUGUGGUGGUCCCACCGACAGAUCCAGCUCGCAUGAAACGGCUCGAAGACAAUAUCGGCAAGUACGAAGACCACUUCAAUCGCCACCUGAAGAUCCUGAUUGACGCACUUAACUUUUACGCCACGACGGAGACAGUGUCAUUGUUGAGUCUUGCCGUUCGCCUCACCAACGCCGAGGUGCAGAAGCGAGAUGAUGCAUUUUUGUAGAGCACGUGUGAUGUGACAUGUGAAGCAAGCGUGUUGAUUUAGACAGAACAUUGAUGAUGGCCAUGAUCGCGUGACAUAAAGGUGCUGGUCUUAGUUGAUCCUCUA
Molecule: messenger RNA, 2832 nt
Organism: Exophiala mesophila
Lineage: Eukaryota; Fungi; Ascomycota; Eurotiomycetes; Chaetothyriales; Herpotrichiellaceae
Exons: 2
Coding region: 1-2727 (908 amino acids)
Biological process (GO): mitotic cell cycle; spindle assembly; cytoplasmic microtubule organization
Cellular component (GO): spindle pole; mitotic spindle pole body; centrosome
Molecular function (GO): microtubule minus-end binding; gamma-tubulin binding
Source: RefSeq, a predicted model, not a curated record